AUGGAUCCACCUAUGGAUCUCACAAAUGAAGACCAAGUUCAGUUAUCAGGCAGUGGCAAAGAGGCUUCAGGGGACUCUUACCUUCAAGCAAUUGAAGAAAUUGAGGCAUUUUAUCAAUACCUCAAUGAGAAAUAUAAGGCAGGAACUCCAGCUGCACCAGAGCCAGAGGUCUAUGUACCUCUGACUAACCAUGAUGAGAACAGCCAAAAGGAGUCAAUCCAGAACCAGGUGAUGUAUCCUUUGAAGCCCACAAUGAUGAUUUCUGCAUGUUCUAACAUCCCUGGGACAGUUCUUAUCCAGAACUAAGAUCACCCCAUUAAGACCCUUUUUGACCCCAAGGUGACCUCUUUUGAUGAGAGCAAACCCACAGUAACAUCCCAGAUGACAGAUGUUACUGACACCCCAAACAAUCCCACAGCUGAAGAUCUAGUUCAGUUAUCAGGCAACAGCAAAGAGGCUUCCAUGACUUCUUUCUUUCUGACACUUGAGGACAUUGAUGAGUUUCUCCAGGACAUCAAUGAGAUACAUGAGGCAGGAACCCCAGCUGCACCAGAGUCAGAGCUCUAUGUACCUCUGACCGCCCAUGAUGAGGACGGCCAAAAGGAGUCAAUGCAGAACCAGGUGACCUCCUUUGAUGAGAGAAACCCUGCAGCAGCAUCCCAGUUGAUGGAUGUCACUGACACCACAAAGGCGUUCAUCACUGAUUGUAAAGUGACAACCUUUAAUGCAAACAAGAUGUCAAUCCCCAAUAAGGGUAGCCAGAUGAAGAUCCUCGAUGAAGACCAGAGCCUCAGUGGAGACCAGAUGACCUUCGCUGGGGACCAGACCCUCUAUGUGGGUCAGAUGAAGAGCCCCAGUGAAAGCCAGAUUCUCAGUGGAGCCCAGAUGACCUUCCCUGGGGACCAGGCUGUCUCUGGAAGUCACAUGAAAACCAUCCAUGUAUACCAGACCCACAAUGGAGGCCAGAUGAGCUUCAGUGGGGAUCAAACCCUCUAUAGGUGUCCGAUGAAGAUACUCAAUGAUGAGAACACUCCCCAUGAAGUCCAUAUAGUGCCACAUUCCUCAUCAUCAUUGCUAUAUCCUGGAUUUCUGUACAUUUCUAGUUCCCAUUUGAUCCAAGGACAACCCCUAGAAAAGCAGAAGUGGAAUCUCAAGAUUCAGAGAUGUCCGUUGCAGAAGAAUUCUAACAUUUUGAAACCCUACAUCUGUACAUACCAGGACUGUGGGAAAUCAUAUUCAAAAUCUUCCCACCUGCGAAUCCAUGAGCGCCUACACACUGGAGAGAAGCCCUACAAAUGCAACGUGAAGGGAUGCACAUGGGCAUUCUCCCGUUCAGAUGAGCUCAACAGACACAUGAGGAAGCACACCAGGGAGCGGCCCUACCUGUGUACUAAAUGCAACAGGAACUUUGCACGAUCCGAUCACUUAAAGCAUCAUCAAAGAGUCCACAGAUAA
This is a messenger RNA of Mesoplodon densirostris (Blainville's beaked whale), 1455 nucleotides long. It is a transcript of the gene KLF18, whose product is annotated as KLF transcription factor 18. The record is from RefSeq and is a predicted model, not a curated record. The transcript has 6 exons. Gene Ontology annotation, biological process: regulation of transcription by RNA polymerase II. Lineage: Eukaryota; Metazoa; Chordata; Mammalia; Artiodactyla; Ziphiidae. Gene Ontology annotation, molecular function: DNA-binding transcription factor activity, RNA polymerase II-specific; RNA polymerase II cis-regulatory region sequence-specific DNA binding.